GUCUAACCUCCACAAUGUGCACUACACAUCGCCGUUCGGAUGGUGACACGUGGAAGCGCAGAAUAUUUAUUUGUUUUGCUUUAUGCGGGGCCGGGCCGGGUUUGUAAAUGAAUAAUCCGCCUCUUCACUGUUCUGGGUUUGUGUUGGUCAAAGGCCACUACAUUCAUAGGAUGUUGACACGUGUGCCUAACUAUUGCCUAGUCCCUACUUCAGAAAAUUAAAAUUUUGCUAGGACACGUUUCGGUCCUUCCUUUUUUUUAAUUUUCAUGUUCCUUUUUUACAAGCCGUUGGAUUAGCUUUCUAAUUGGCUUCGAACAGAAGCUUCUCCAAUUUCAUGAACACAAGUUUGAAAAUUUUGAGAGUUUCGUCACUUGCGUCGGAUUUCAUGCUCUUCUUCCACGACUUCGACCAAGAGGAAUAAAUUGUGUUUUAAAACGCGAACACGACGCAUUAUUCGAGCCUGCAAAUUUUUUCUUGGUUUGUUAUUUUUUUUACGGUGUUGUUCGCUGGAAAGGCCUUCGUGAAGUGAUUAACGAAGAGAGCUGUGGUUGGCCUUGGUAAAGGUCCUGGUUCCUUGGAUUUGGAGCAAAUGAAUAUAGAUUUGAAUGCUAGUCCUCGGAAUGAUGGUCUUGAAGACAGUUUCACCGACAAUCUGUGUAUGGAUGCAUUUCCCAAUAAUGAUGAUACAAGUGAGGAUGAAGAGGAACAAGUGUUUGAGUUGAGCAGUUCUCCUCAAGAAAAUUAUUCGAGUGAUGAUGGUGAAGCAACUGGAGUCGGGGAAGAUGCUGAAGCAACUGGAGAUGGGGAAGAUGAUGAAGAAACUGGAGAUGGGGAUGAUGAUGAUGAAGCUACUGGAGAUGGUGAAGAUUGUCGUCAAUCCAAGAAUUCUGCUGAUGCGGAAGUCGCUGACACAGAAGUUGGUGAACGUUCAGUGCAGGUUUCGAAACAAUUAGUGGAAAGUUUGUUGAACGUUGGUUGUUAUGUUGAUACCUUGGACGAGGUCCAUGUGUUGUAUCGUGAGUAUGGACGGCUGUCUGGAUUUUCAGUUAGAAAAGGAAGUCAAUCGUAUUUCCUCAAUUCGAUGACAGUUCGAUCAAAGAUGUAUAAUUGUUCAUGCGAGGGCUUGCCUGAUAAUAAGUGCUCCAUCGGGAGAGUUCCGGUAUGCAAAAGACAGUCGUAUAGGUGCAAUUGCAAGGUGAAGCUCCGUGUUGCUCGAGAUGAAGGUGACUCACCAUGGAAGGUGACCAUUUUCGAUAACGACCACAACCACAAAUUGCUUGACCCUAGCGAGAGUUACAUGCUCCGUUCAGCCCGCAAUAUGUCUCAAUCAAAGAAGACUUUGCUCAUUGCAUUGACGUCUAGCGGCAUUGGUGUUAGUCGGGCUUACCGUUUUUUGGAGAAUGAAGCAGGUUGUCGUGCUAAUGUAGGCUUUCUACGCAAGGAUGUGUAUAACGCCCUCAAUAUUGAGCGUAGAGAAAUGUCGAAAGUUGAAAAUGCAGAUGUGAAUCGGCUUAUUGAGUAUUUCACCGAUAAAGGUUUGCGUGACCCAUCAUUCUAUUGGAAGGUGAAGGUUGGGGAUGACGGACGACUUAAGAACCUCCUUUUCCGCGAUACAAGGUGCCUCAUUGAUUACCAACAUUUCGGUGAUGUUCUUUCUGUUGAUGCCACUUAUAAAACUAACAAGUACGACUUGGUUUGUGUUCCUAUUAUUGGAAUCAACCAUCAUCGCACAAAUGUGAUGUUUGCAAUGGCCUUCUUGUCAAAUGAGAAAACAGAAUCAUAUGAAUGGUUGUUUUCAACGUUUCUCGAGUCGAUGUAUCGUAAGGAGCCGACCAUUAUUUUCUCAGACCAAGAUCAAGCUCUAAUGAAUGGGCUCGAUAACACAUUUCGCGAGGCAUCACAUAGGCUAUGUCAGUGGCACAUAAACAAAAAUGCCGGGAAGCAAUUUGGCAAGUUGAACUACAACAAAGAAUUCAAGACUUUAUGGUAUCGUUGUAUGAAUGGCUGUGAAAACGCCAUUGAGUUUGAUGCAACGUGGAGUAGUAUGAUUGGGCAGUUCAAUUUAUCGGGGAAUAGAUGGUUUAAAAGCAUGUAUAACCUUAGGAAGCGAUGGUCCUCUGCUUUCACUGUACACAAAUUUUCCGGUGGGUUGCAUGCUACUUCUAGAAGUGAAGUAACGAACAAGGUGAUUAAAGAAUUGUGCAGUUGUACCUCUAGUGUGUACGAGUUCGUCAUUGGUUUUGAGAAGAUGCAAAAAAAUUGGCGUACUCGUGAGUUUGAGGAGGACGUGUUAUGUCGGGGCAUGCCCGGCAUGUUUAUACAAAGGUCCGGUAUUUUGGUGCAGCUAGGUGAGUUGUGCACUCGGAAUAUUUUCAAAUUGUUUGAGGCUGAAGUAUUGUAUUCCAUAACUGUGAAGAUGACCGAAGAAACAAUUGAUCUAAAUGUGGAAGUGUGGGUCUUCAAGGUAGUUUCGUCGACUGCGAUCAAAGGUUACCGCGUUGUGAUGGUGAAUCAAGAAACGAAAAAAGGUACUUGUUCCUGUCAUAAGUGGGAAACGGAAGGAAUUAUUUGUCGGCAUCUAUUUAAAGUCUAUUUUCAUUUGAAUUUGGAUCGGAUUCCGGACGAAAUGGUGUUGAAUCGGUGGCGUCGUGACUCGAAGGACCGGAUACCAAUUUCUGAGCGGGCUAUCGAAAGUUGCGGACCAAACAACUUUUCCAACAUGGUGUUCGUCACUCACAACACCAAGCGUGUGUAUGAUUUGAUGAGUGAAUGCAAGGACAAUAAGACUUGUCGGGAUGCAAUAGAUGAAUAUAUUGGGAAGAUGAUGGAUGGUGUCCGUAAGUUGUUGAAGGGUUCCAAGAGUGAGAAGAAAGAAGCCUUGCAUCGGCCCAUAAGAAAUCCGAUUUCGAAAAAGAAACGUGCUUCUCGGCGGAAGAUGUGUAGUAAAAUGUGGGAACGUGGAAGCCAACGCAAUAGCCAUGCAACAAACAAUGCUGGCGAAAGUGAUGACGAGGAAGAGGAUCGUGUUCGGAGUUCCUUUGGUCGUCCAGAGUCCAUAAUGCGUGAUCGUGAUGAUGCCUCUCCUGAUCGCUUUUCAAUGGAAUAGUUGUUGUGGUGUGAGGUCUUGAAUUUUUUGAAUGAGCACUCAUGUUUCUUAGCAGACUUAAGGUUUUCUCUUCAUUGUGGCUGCUCCAGUUGUUACGUGUUUGUGCUAUGAAUACUACUACAAAUCAAUUUUCU
This is a messenger RNA of Salvia miltiorrhiza (redroot sage), 3240 nucleotides long. Its product is annotated as protein FAR1-RELATED SEQUENCE 5-like. Gene Ontology annotation, molecular function: zinc ion binding. The record is from RefSeq and is a predicted model, not a curated record. Lineage: Eukaryota; Viridiplantae; Streptophyta; Magnoliopsida; Lamiales; Lamiaceae. The transcript is spliced from 3 exons. Bases 590 to 3106 code for a protein of 838 amino acids.